Molecule: messenger RNA, 1593 nt
Organism: Hymenoscyphus albidus
Lineage: Eukaryota; Fungi; Ascomycota; Leotiomycetes; Helotiales; Helotiaceae
Source: the annotation of a GenBank genome assembly
AUGGAUUCCUUGCCACAAGAGGUCAUCAACAGAAUCGCAAGAUUCCUGCCUGACGCAAUCCCUGAGCCAGAAAGCUACCCAUACUACUACCCAUCCCAUAGUGGAGGCGUGUAUUACUCAGUCCCUCAUUGGAACCAAGCAGGACUGUAUGAUUGGCACCAACAAGAACCCCGCACCCAACUGGCGAGCUACUCAGUCACCUCAACAGCAUGGCGUUACGCAGUUGAGGAGGUCAUCUACGAAGAAAAAGAGAUUAGCAUAGAUAGUGAUGAAUUUGCGACUUUUUGCGACGUCUUCCGACCAAGCCAACGUCACAAAUCUUUGAAGAAACUUACAUUCGCCAUCAGAUUUCCACGAUUUACUCCACGAUUUACUCCACGUUUCAUCAGGGACAGAAAGGAAGCGACCGCUACAGUAGCAAUGGAAAGACUCUUUCGUGUGUUGAAGUCAUGGGAGAGCGAUAUGGUGGGAGAGGGCAUGACCCUGCUUGUUGGAUGCUUAGCAUUUGACCAUGAGGAAGAGGACCCUAAGACCCAUUCGUACAUUGAGUGCGAUUGGCACAUUGAGGAUGGUGUAUACCUUCAAACUACAAGUCUCCCAAUCCUGAACCAUGUCACUUCCUUUCAACUGUUCAACAAUACCUUUGAGUUGUUUGAGAUGGGCGGGGCGGCUAGGUUAUCUACAAAACUUCCCAAUCUGACGGACCUUAACAUGAGGCUCUUUGACAAUGAGCUCAAAUGCUGGUCCUCCCGUCGAAGCAGCCGCCAUGAGUUCGCCAGGGUAUUCUCAAACACCACAUUUCCCCAAUUGAAGACAGUAUUCCUGGACCUCUGUACCGACAUCCACAAAGAUCAUACUAAGCGACCUCCAAAUCUGUUGGAUCAACAUACUUCGAACGACCAACAAGAUCCUGUCAGCAAAUCAAUCUUCAUGUGCUUGUCCCAGAGUCAAAACCUUACGUCUAUGAAGAUCAAAGGCGUGUUUAAUUUCUCCUUGUGGUGGCCCCUAUCAUGCGACGACUCUUCCAGCACCCCCUUCCCGUGUCUCAAAGAAGUGGAGGUAGUUUUCGACCUAACGAUGCCCAGUGGAAAAUGGUACUUCGUCGGCGAGGAUGGAAAAGAUGAGUGUGAGGAAAAGGAGCUGGCGAAGCUACGUAUUGAGAAUUUGAACUUUCGCGAACUGGUUGAACCAUCUUGUCUGAACCCUUUCAUCCUUGCUUUUGCAAAGAGAUUGGCUCAGCUUCCUGCCCUCCGUCGAGCGAUUUUGACGACGGGCGUUCAAGGAGGUGGUGAUGUCCAUGUAUACGAAUUCGAGAUUUGCUAUUUCGCGCCAGGCGAGUCUGCAGUUCACUGCACGGAAUUCCAAGAAGGUGAUCAUCUUUGGGCAUCAGAAGAGGAAUCGGACGACGAAGAACCAGAUGAUGAGGAUUGUCGACGGCUCUACCUGUGUACUACUGAGUUCGGAAUGAAGGACUGGAGGCCCAAUCACGAGGCAAUGGAAUAUUUUGAAGAGGUUGGAAGAAGAGAGUACGGAGGAGAAUUGAUAAUCAAAGAGUUUCAACGCUUGCCUUUCUUGUAUGGCCGCUAUAGCUAG